Molecule: messenger RNA, 822 nt
Organism: Neoarthrinium moseri
Lineage: Eukaryota; Fungi; Ascomycota; Sordariomycetes; Amphisphaeriales; Apiosporaceae
Exons: 1
Coding region: 1-822 (273 amino acids)
Source: RefSeq, a predicted model, not a curated record
AUGGCACUCAUGGCCGCCAUGACAUUGGUUCUGGCGCAUUUAGACAGUCAUCGUGAUGCAAGCAGUCUACUUGUACAUCAGUACCUCAGCGACCGCGCAAUGAUGGAACAAGCUCAGCAAAGUAUGGAAGAGCUCAGCCGUAGAAAUGGCGACUCACUCAGUACCGAGAGUGCUGAUUUAUUACGCCGCUUGCUGGUUAUAGAAGCUGAAGCUUCCGACGGUCAUAAGGGACGUACAGAGCACGUCAGCAUACAACCACAGGAGGUGGAAGCCCCCUAUCACAACGAGAAUGAUCAUGGCAAUGGCGUUGUGCGCGUAAGCAUCCCAUACUUUGGCAUUAUCAAGAUUGCACGAGGGGGGAUCAUGUCGAAGGAGAUUCUCGAACUACCAGAUAAGCCUGCGGCGGCACAAGACCGACAGGCGCCGACACCAGAAACGAUGGGAGUCAACAACCCCGCCAGUGCACAGAAAAUUUAUACGCAGCUUACACCUCAGCCUUCGCAGUCCGCCUUUUCCAGCCAGGCAACCGACUUGGGUAACUCGUACAGCCCAAAUAGGUUGUCUGCCCUGGCGCAGGACCAGUCACGGAACCAAGCUAUGCCUAAUGUUCAGACUGCCAUCGAGGACAUGAACUACACUUCCGUACGCUCGCAUUCACUGGAUUGCUCCUACGCCCCCUAUCUUCCAGACAUCGCCGCUGGCGUUAAUGAUUGGACGUUUCAGGGUGUAGAUAUGGCAUUUUUCGAGAGCCUGGCGAGCGGUGAUGCAAAUAGUGCAAAUUUUCACGCAAAUGUGCUCGACUGGCAGAAUAGUGGGACUUGA